UAUGUUUUGGCUUAUUGAAUUGUAAUAUUGGACAUAUGAACUCUACUGAAAUAAUCUUUUCUGGCUGGUCAAAUUAAAGCGGUAGGUGAAGGCGUGAGCGGAAGGUAAGAGUGAGAGUGAAAGUUGGCCGGAGGACUGCCAAGGCUCUCACCUGGCUUCACCGUCGAUUCGGCGCAAGUCGACCCGCUAGCCAAUGACAUCUCUCUGCUUCGUUUGCCUACCCUUUGCAGCGAUUGCCUUAUAAAGUCGUGUAGGUUCUCUAGUGCUUCUCCAGAUCGCCUCCUCAACACCAACUCAUCAUAUUUCCCAUGGACUCGGAGACCACCGCCUGAUUACUGACGCCAUGGAUGAAUCCGGCGUUGAGGGACUCAUGAACGCUCUCCGCAAACAGCCGAAGAACCUUGCACAAACUUUCAAAGACACGAUUCGGGAGCAUGAAGAGGAGCGAGAGAAACAGCUCGCCAUCAUGACAGAUCGGGCUGUGGUCCGUGCCAGAUAGAUGGUCAUCGAUGCUGUGCAGCUAAAGCUCGAGGUUCAAGACAAAUUGGAACAUCUGCUGGCUGACAAUGUGUGGCUCGUACCAGGUUCCCAGGAAUCCUUCGAGUCUACGCUGGAGCAUGUCCGCGUCUCUCUCGACAACCUCGCCGAGAAAGGGCUUGCCGAGCUCCUAGAGUUGACGCCCACGGAUGAGGCUCCAUCAUCUAUUACAUUCGAAUAUAAGGGCAAGACGAUUCGGGUUGGAAUUGUCGGAAGCGAGAAUAGUCCGAAGGGGUGCGGGCAUUUUGAUGAGUAUGAGACCAUGGACGACGCCACGGACGACGUUGAUACCCCGACGGCCGGCGAAGAAUCUCCCUCUUGGAAAACCUGGGAUGAGGGUUGCGUCGUCAACUACGACCCCGCCUACAGCAGCGAGGAUGAUGUCCGCAGCCUGGAAUUCUGCGACCAGAUCGUCAAUCCGCUCGUUGGAUGCUGGGAGGAGAACUCUGAGCGCGUCGGAGAAAGGACAUCCGCACUCCUUGAGGAAUACUCAAGCAAAAGUGGUCCGCUUCACGGGGAGCCAAAGAACAACCGUAUCAAAGCGCUCCUGUGCAUUCUCGACCUGGAUGACCCACUGAGCUCACGCUUUGAUUUUGAAAACCCCUAUUUGAAGGAAGUCUUGCUCACCGGAAACGACUCGUGGCUUCCGUUCAACGCGGACCAACCCACUUUGGCUGCACUGGCGCUGGCCGGAUAUGUUAGGACGAGGUCCAAGUCCAAGCUUCCCUUGUUGGAUGUGCUUGCAAAUGAGGCCCAUAAGCCGGACGGUAUCAUAAUAGCCUUGCCAUGGUAUUUCGGUCCGUGCCCGCGCAUUGCCGUCGUUCCGGAUCUUGCUAAGGCAAGAGAGAAGGCAUACAGACGAUGCUCCAAAGAGGUUUUCGAACUUCGGCUCGGCAUACUUCACGAUGGAAUGCUGAGGAUGUUGAUCUGGCCCGCCAUUCUAUGUGCGGAGAUGAGGCAAGCCGAUAAUUGGAUUCCGGCUACUGAGAUCUUAGUGGAGACUUGUGGCUGGAAAUUUGCAUGUCACGUACUUGGUUGUAUUGGGAAGAACAUGCGCUGGAGUGAAGCCGAUUUCCGGGCCUACUACGGAAGAUACGGGAAUCCCUAUAUAGGGUAUCUAAAUCGUGGUACCUUCGACAAGGACUACGCCAUUGCCAUUACAGAAAGCUUGAUCCAACGAGAAAGAUAGAUCACGCGGAGCUUUGUGAGGCUGGCCAAGCGUUACAAGUGGUACGAGGACGACGACGAGUUGGGUGGACGGAUUGAGGCUGGAACACUGGAUGAGGCUGACAAAAGAGCGGUGGGAGGCAGCAACUUUGGUGUGAGGGAGGCAUCUGACAGACUGGCCAGCCUGAGCAGGAACACUCCAUCCAUCGUCGCAUAUGGCAACCCUUGAGACGCUACUCGAUGCCUGGAUAGAGGAGAGGCAGAAGCUAGAUGCGGAGACUGUGCGUGUAGGUGGCGUGCAUGCUGGCAUAGUAAGGCAGAUUCAGAAGCUGGAGGGGGGCUGGAACAAUUCAUCAAGUAUGCUAGCUAUGUUGAAGGUAGACUCGGGAUCUAGUGAGAUAGUAGUGUUACCUUGGCGUGCAUCAAGUUUCCAGUAGUAGCGGUAGUUCCUGUAGCCAAUACCCAA
Messenger RNA from Westerdykella ornata, 2170 nucleotides. RefSeq lists its product as uncharacterized. Lineage: Eukaryota; Fungi; Ascomycota; Dothideomycetes; Pleosporales; Sporormiaceae. The transcript has a single exon. Bases 500 to 1726 code for a protein of 408 amino acids. The record is from RefSeq and is a predicted model, not a curated record.